CCUCAGCAUAUCUCUUCCAAAUGUCCUACUUCCUACCUCACCUACCCUCAGGAUGGCACGUCGACGAAGCCAUCAAAUCUGAAGAAGAUCGCGUCGUCGUUAUCCGCUUCGGACAUGACUGGGAUUCACAAUGCAUGACCAUGGACGAAACGCUGUAUGGAAUCUCAGAGAAGGUCCAGAACUUUGCUGUUAUCUAUCUCGUCGACAUCACAGAAGUCCCUGACUUCAAUAAGAUGUAUGAAUUGUACGAUCCUUGCACUGUGAUGUUCUUCUACCGGAAUAAACAUAUUAUGAUUGACUUGGGAACCGGUAACAACAACAAGAUUAACUGGGCGAUGGAUAACAAGCAAGAGAUGAUCGAUAUCAUCGAAACAGUAUACCGAGGAGCAUCCAAGGGCCGUGGUCUCGUCGUUUCUCCCAAAGAUUAUUCGACACGAUACAGGUACUAAGAAGUACUCUUUGGGUGGACGUCUAGAUUCCGAUGAGCGUUACGUCGUAAGUUUGGAAUUGUGACUUGAAGCGAGUGGUGUCUGCUUUGUUGUACAUUAGCUCGUCGAACGCUGUCCUUUUAUUCAACCUCGAGUUUUCGACGAAUUCCCUUCGACACAGCAAUGCCACUGCGUUGUGGUGGCAUGUCUGUAAUGGACCAUCGUUAUUCGAAUCUGUUGGAAUACCAUUGGAGCCUCCCGCCACUCAUACUUCUGUAUGCCGUCCUCUCCGGGAAUGCAAACGAAUGUACCGAACCUGGGGCUGCCAUUAUUUGGCUACUCCCAUUUGGCAAA
Coprinopsis cinerea okayama7#130 is the source of this 782-nucleotide messenger RNA. RefSeq names its product Txnl4a protein. NCBI's taxonomy places the organism in Eukaryota, Fungi, Basidiomycota, Agaricomycetes, Agaricales, Psathyrellaceae. Gene Ontology annotation, biological process: mRNA splicing, via spliceosome. The record is from RefSeq and is a predicted model, not a curated record. Gene Ontology annotation, cellular component: spliceosomal complex; U4/U6 x U5 tri-snRNP complex; U5 snRNP. The coding region runs from base 21 to 449 and encodes 142 amino acids. The transcript has 6 exons.